Pristis pectinata (smalltooth sawfish) is the source of this 783-nucleotide messenger RNA. RefSeq names its product chromatin accessibility complex subunit 1 (gene chrac1). Gene Ontology annotation, molecular function: protein heterodimerization activity. The coding region runs from base 27 to 446 and encodes 139 amino acids. The record is from RefSeq and is a predicted model, not a curated record. Lineage: Eukaryota; Metazoa; Chordata; Chondrichthyes; Rhinopristiformes; Pristidae. The transcript is spliced from 3 exons. Gene Ontology annotation, cellular component: CHRAC; nucleus.
GCGGGGCGCGGCGCGCGCCCGGGAAGAUGGCGGAGGGGAGGCGGCGCGAGGGGCUGCGGUUCCCCGCGCGCCGGAGCCCGCCGCCCGCGCCGCUCGCGCUGCCGCUCUCCCGCGUCCGGCUCAUCAUGAAGAGCUGCCCCGACGUGUCGAGCAUCAACCAGGACGCGCUCUUCCUCACCGCCAAAGCCACCGAAUUAUUUGUACAACAUCUUGCCACAUAUGCAUACAAAAGCAGCAGUUCAGAAAAAAAGGAACUAGCUUACAAUGACCUGGCUGACUGUGUGGAGAACUCUGACACAUUCCAGUUUCUGGCUGAUAUUUUGCCAAAAAAGAUCUUGGCAAGUGAAUACCUAAAGAUGCUCGAGGAAGAAAAGAGAGGAAUUGGUGGUGCUGAAGGGGAUGGUGAUAAUGGAAAUGAGGAGGAGGAAGAAGAAAACGAGUCCUAGAGGGUACCUUUCUCACUGUCAACUUCUCAUGGAAAAGUGUACAGAGCAAGAGGGAAAUUUAAAAGCAAUACUAUUGACAGUUUAGGACUAAACACAAAUUUACAUGUGCAUAACUUCUAAAUUCCAUAAAAUGAGCCACUGAAGAGCUGAGGAAUAAAUCAGAUGGGAAGUCUGUGGUUAGUGUUUAAUUUCCUUCAGUUUAUGAAAGGGAAGUUUUUUUUUGAAGAAAUCAUUUUUUCCCGAGUAAAUGGCAGACUUGAUAUAAAAUGUAUAUACAGUAUGUGAUAUACUUUUGUAUAAUUGAAAAAUAAAAUGCAUUAUUUGAUUAUCAUUGAAA